GGUUUGUACUUGGGCUAGCUUCUUCAGCCUUGCAUCAUAAGUAGUAGUAUGGAGUCUACACUACCAUCCUGUCUUAACACGUACUAGCUUUCUUGAUCGAAUACUCCCGAUUUUAAUCUGAUAAGCAUCGAUACGUCCCAAACUGCUUCCUUAACCUACCGUCUUUGGGCGGAUAUUCUAGCUUACAUCAACGAUGCAAGCCUCAUCAUCAACUUGGAAUUGGGGAGACAUCCCCUCAGCUCCUCCAUCUUCCGAAAACGCCGACGUGCACGAGAGCACAAAUGCCCAAUCUUCCUCCACCAAUCCGAAUGAGAGCGACAAUACUAGGCAACGUACAACGUCUUCCGAGACAAACGCAGAAGGUGAACCGAAGCAUAGUCGGAAAUGCCGGAUAUGUCUGGAGUGGGUGCCUCCCACUUACGAAGAUACUGGGGUGUUAGACGGAAUGCGUGGGCGACGCCCGAGGAGACAGUACAUUUCCGAAGAUGGAGAUCGACUAAUCAGCCCGUGUUUAUGCAAGGGCUCGAUCAAAUACAUGCACGAAGGAUGUUUGAAGCUCUGGAUGAACGAGAACCCUUCGAAGGGAUACAAGUGUGACAUUUGCAAAUACCAAUACCGAAUGGAGCGGCUAUCCUGGGCCCAGCGACUCCGAAGCCCCGUCAUCUCUCUCAUGAUGACGCUGACGAUUCUUUUCGUCACCAUCUUCCUACUUGGCUUUGUCGCUGACCCUAUCCUUGGUCUUUGGCUUGACCCAGUCGGGACUAUCACAGACUCCGUCAUUCCUGGUGCUAGAUUUGCAGAUGAAGAUAUUCUGGACAUUGGCGAAGCUGAUGGCUGGUUUGAACAUUUGCUCAAAGGUGUUUUCUCACUAGGUCUUCUAGGCUUUGUCAAAGCCUUUCUUGCCAUGAGUCCAUGGCAGUGGUGGAAUUUGCGCACGAGCGGCAUUGUGAGCGGAGGCGCCCGCCGAGCAGGAACAGGACGUCAACGUAUGGAAAACAUCAACUUAACGCUGGUUCUUAUCGGCGUCUUAACCUUUCUAUAUACCGUCUGGAAAGCGACCAGGAAAUAUACGCAGCGAACGCUUGAUAGGGCUAGCCAGAAGAUCCUGAAUGUCCAGGCUGAAGAAGAUAGUGAUGAUGAAGAUGAUGAAUGAGUCGUUUGUUUUGCCCCCCUGAUCCAUAUUCCCCAUGUAUACUAUAUUCGUCCACUUGCACACUCUUAAGUUGCCUAGAAGCUGCUCUUCCAUGCCUUGUCAACUAGUCUGUGUGCAAAGAGUGACACCCUGAAUUGAGCUGCGAAGUGUAAGCGUCUUGCAUAUAC
Xylaria bambusicola is the source of this 1320-nucleotide messenger RNA. RefSeq lists its product as uncharacterized. The record is from RefSeq and is a predicted model, not a curated record. The coding region runs from base 194 to 1153 and encodes 319 amino acids. Gene Ontology annotation, molecular function: zinc ion binding. NCBI's taxonomy places the organism in Eukaryota, Fungi, Ascomycota, Sordariomycetes, Xylariales, Xylariaceae. The transcript has 2 exons.